This is a messenger RNA of Lucilia cuprina (Australian sheep blowfly), 841 nucleotides long. RefSeq names its product trypsin alpha. Lineage: Eukaryota; Metazoa; Arthropoda; Insecta; Diptera; Calliphoridae. Gene Ontology annotation, biological process: proteolysis. The transcript has 2 exons. The record is from RefSeq and is a predicted model, not a curated record. Gene Ontology annotation, molecular function: serine-type endopeptidase activity. Bases 30 to 779 code for a protein of 249 amino acids.
GUUUUUAUAUCAGUUUGAUUUUAAAAGCAAUGGCGAGUAAACGUACACUUUUGGCUUUUCUCGGCCUUUUUAGCAUUGUGUGUAUAAAAGCCGUACCUAGUUCUAGGAUUUUAGGCGGCAUUGAUGCCUCAUCUGGCCAAUAUCCAUGGGUAACUUCUAUACGUGUUGAUGGUGCUCAUGCUUGUGUUGGAUCUAUAAUAAAUGAAGAUUUUAUUGUAACUGCCGCACACUGUGUAUCUUCGUUAGGUGCAACAUCUAUUGAAAGCUCACGCGUCACUGCCCGCGUUGGUAGUGUUAAUCAGUUUGCUGGGGGACAAAUUGUAAAAAUUAGAUCUAUUGUAAUUUAUCCCUCUUACGGAAAUUUCUUGCACGAUAUUGCUCUUUUAAAAUUAGAUCAAUCUCUGGUGUUCAAUGAUAAAAUAAAUAAAAUUUCGCUUACUACCGAUGAUGCCAUCGAAGAGGGAACUUCCGUAUUUGUCACUGGUUGGGGUUUGCAAGAAAGCGGUUCAUCUCCAUAUAAACUUCAAUAUGCAACAAUGUCCGUUUUGAGUGGCCCAGAAUGUGAACUCCAAGCUGGUUACGGUUAUGACUCCGUCAUAUGUUUGAAGCACACUGAAAAUGCUGGAAUAUGUCGAGGAGAUGAUGGAGCUGGUGUUGUUACUGGUAAUAAAUUAGUGGGAGUUGCAAGUUUUUCCUUCGGAAGUUGUGGUACUAAAUAUCCAGAUGUAUCAAGCAAAAUUUCUUACUAUCGUUCUUGGAUUAAUAGUGUCAUAGCAUAAAUUUAUUUCUAAAAACGCAAAACAAUAAUAACAAUAAAUUAAAUACAAUGAAAUAUACACAA